AUGCAGCGAGCGCAAUCCAAACCCGUCGCCAACGGCGAAAGGCAUCGCAUGUCGAUCUUCGCCGAGGUUGGGCUCGUGGAUCAGGAUCGGCUGCGUGAGGAAAGGAGCCCAGUCAGGACACAUGGACAUUUGUUGAAGCAAAUGCGACCGGCCAAGAUGCUGCGCUUUCGGAGUCGCAACGAUGUCAUUAAUGAGAGACAACCACAGGAAGACGAUGGAAGCGACUGGGAGUCUGUUGAUGGCGACGAGGACGACCACAAGGAAGCGACUGCGCCCAUCACCCCUCUUGUACCUACGCAAUAUACCAUAUCGACGAAGCUGUGUCGCUUAGGCUUAUUAAGUCUUGUACUCGCGAUUAUGCUGCCCAUUCUGUCGAUGAAUCCAAUGUCUCGGAUAGGAGUCGUGGGAACCAUCAUCCCAGAGGACGGAAACCGGCCGAAUUCCCAAGCCAUGACGCUUGUCAAACGAGAGGAUUCACCCGUCGACGUGUGCAAGCGCUGGAGCGGGCAAAGCACCAUUGUCAAUGGAACGCUGUACAUGUACGGUUUCCGCACCACCACUGACCAGAAACAAACCGACAACACUUGGACCAACCAUUUCCUCUCCCUCGAUCUCACCAAGUCAUGGCAAGUCUCAGGCCCCUCCCUCACAGGCCUUCCUAUUCCCUCUGGUCCACCGGCCGUCUCUCUUGGUCAACUCUGGUCCUCACACACUUCACUUUGGCUUUACGGCGGCCAAUACUCUGAUUCUCCCAAGAAAGCACCUGGGCCCAACUCGAUCUGGGAGUAUAAUAUCGGCAGAAGGGAAUGGAUUGAGCACAAGGACCCGAAAACAAGUGCUGGCCAAAACGCAGAGGGCGAUGGACAGAGCGUGCAGCGUGCGGCCGAAGGUGCUGGCUUUAGUGUUAGCACACUUGGAAGAGGCUGGUACUUUGGCGGCCAUCUGGACGACUUCACGACAGAAGGGUGGAGCAAUCAGGUUGCACGAGUUUACUUGAAGAGUCUGUUGGAGUUUACCUUUCCUGGAGAGACCAACAAUGCUGUGGAUAGCCUGGCAGGUGGCCAGACGGCUGGGCCAGAUGGCGUGUUUCGAAACAUCACCGAAGGUGGACUCCAGACUUCUGGAUCAUUUCCGUCUCGCGCUGACGGUGCACUUGUUUACAUUCCUGGAUUUGGCGCUGAGGGUAUCCUGCUUGGACUUACGGGUGGCGACAACGACACUUUUACGCAGAUGAAUGUCAUCGACGUCUACGACAUUGCAAACUCGACAUGGUACAAGCAGAGCACCGCAGGCGAUUUACCAGACUACCGCGUCAACACUUGUACCACCGUCGCCGCUGCUGCAGAUGGUUCUUCCUACAAUGUCUACAUGUAUGGUGGCCAAAACCUGCAGCCUGCCCAAGCCCAAACCCAAAAAUCCGAUAUGUGGAUCCUCUCCGUGCCCUCAUUCACCUGGAUCAAAGUCGACCAAGGCACCUCCCAACAGAGCGCGCCUCCCGCCCGCGCCGGUCAUCAAUGCCAUGUAUGGGACGGUCAGCUCAUUGUAGUCGGCGGCUACGUUGGUCAGGAAAUCUCAUGCGACGCGCCCGGAAUCUACGUCUUCAACAUGACGAGUUUAUCCUGGUCCAACCAAUUCACCGCCCUCACCGGUGAUCGGGCUACACAACCCUACACCGGUAAAGAAAGCGUGGGUAACCCGCUCGCCCAACAAGCCAACCAGCGUGGCUUUGGCGUGGACGCAGGACUAAGCGGAAGUUAUGGCUACGCCGUACCAGAGGCCGUCCAAAAAGUCGUAGGUGGCGGCCCAACAGGCGGCGCAACGCUCACCGCGCCCGUGCAAUCCGCCACCCUUGGUCCCCUUGCCACAGGAAGACCACAAACCUACACCGUCACUGGACCGGACGGCGCCACCAUCACCCAGGUCGUCGGCGGCUCCAACACCAACAAUCGCGGCUCCAGCGGCCCCAACGUCGGCGCCAUCAUCGCCGGCGUCAUCGCCGGCGUCUUCUUCGUUGUCGCAGCCUACUUUGCCUUUUGCGCCUGGAUCUACCGCAAGCAAGUCAAGAUCUGGAAGGCCCACGCGGCCAUGGUGACCACGCGCGCGAAUGCAGAAAAGCAAAACACAUUUACCGCAAGCUCGACCAAGGAUAGCAGUGAGCGCGCUGCGCGCACCACCCUCGGUGGCAGUUCCCACGGCGCCGCCGCAGGCAGUUUCGACGUGCAGCGCAUGACGAGUGCGGACAAUGCGGCUGCCGCGGCUGCCGCUGCGGGCCAGUGGGAUAGGCGGAGUAGUGUCGGCAGUGUGACGGAGGACUUGCUGGAUGGCAGUGAGCCUAGUUUCUGGGGCACGAGGGGUGUGCUAUUGAAUCCGAGGCGGAGUUUGAGGGUCAUUAAUCGGGAUUAG
This is a messenger RNA of Plenodomus lingam JN3, 2403 nucleotides long. RefSeq lists its product as uncharacterized. The record is from RefSeq and is a predicted model, not a curated record. Gene Ontology annotation, molecular function: protein binding. Lineage: Eukaryota; Fungi; Ascomycota; Dothideomycetes; Pleosporales; Leptosphaeriaceae.